Hyaena hyaena (striped hyena) is the source of this 1344-nucleotide messenger RNA. Its product is annotated as coagulation factor XIII A chain. The transcript is spliced from 10 exons. NCBI's taxonomy places the organism in Eukaryota, Metazoa, Chordata, Mammalia, Carnivora, Hyaenidae. The annotation marks the transcript as partial. Gene Ontology annotation, biological process: peptide cross-linking; blood coagulation, fibrin clot formation. The record is from RefSeq and is a predicted model, not a curated record. Gene Ontology annotation, molecular function: protein-glutamine gamma-glutamyltransferase activity.
AUGGCAGAGGAUGCUGUGUACCUGGAUGAUGAUAAAGAAAGAGAAGAGUAUGUCCUGAAUGACAUCGGAGUUAUAUUUUAUGGAGACUUCAAUGACAUCAAGAGUAGAAGCUGGAGCUAUGGUCAGUUUGAAGAUGGCAUCCUUGAUGCUUGCCUGUAUGUGAUGGACAGAGCAGAAAUGGACCUUUCUGGUAGAGGGAAUCCCAUCAAGGUCAGCCGUGUUGGCUCUGCAAUGGUUAAUGCCAAAGAUGAUGAAGGUGUCCUUGUUGGAUCCUGGGACAACAUCUAUGCCUAUGGUGUUCCCCCAUCAGCCUGGACCGGUAGUGUUGACAUUCUGUUGGAAUACCAGAGUACUAAGAAUCCAGUCCGGUAUGGUCAAUGCUGGGUUUUUGCUGGUGUCUUUAACACAUUUUUGCGAUGCCUUGGGAUACCAGCAAGAGUCGUUACCAAUUAUUUCUCAGCCCAUGAUAAUGAUGCCAAUUUGCAAAUGGACAUCUUCCUGGAAGAAGAUGGGAAUGUGAACUCCAAACUCACCAAGGAUUCUGUGUGGAACUACCACUGCUGGAAUGAAGCCUGGAUGACAAGGUCUGAUCUUCCUGUUGGAUUUGGAGGUUGGCAAGCUGUGGACAGCACCCCCCAGGAAAACAGUGAUGGGAUGUAUCGGUGUGGCCCAGCCUCUGUUCAAGCCAUUAAGCAUGGUCAUAUUUGCUUCCAGUUUGAUGCACCCUUUGUUUUUGCAGAGGUCAACAGUGAUCUCAUUUACAUUACCGUCAAGAAAGAUGGCACUCACGUGGUUGAAAACGUUGAUACCACCCACAUUGGGAAAUUAAUUGUGACCAAAGAAGUUGGAGGAGAUGGCAUAAAGGAUAUUACUGAUAACUACAAAUUCCAGGAAGCCCAAGAAGAAGAGAGGCUGGCCCUAGAAACUGCCCUGAUGUACGGAGCUAAAAAGUCCCUCAACACAGAAGGCAUCGUCAAACCAAGGUCUGACGUGAACAUGGAUUUUGAAGUGGAGAAAGCCGUGCUGGGAAGAGACUUCAAGCUCACUAUCACCUUCCAGAACAACAGCCCUAACCGUUACACCCUCUCAGCCUAUCUCUCAGGCAACAUUGUCUUCUACACGGGAGUCUCCAAGGCAGAAUUCAAGAAGGAGACAUUUGAAGUGAUACUGGAGCCCUUGUCUUUCAAGAAACAGGAGGUGCUGAUCAGAGCAGGCGAGUACAUGGGCCAGCUGCUAGAGCAAGGAUUCCUGCACUUCUUUGUCACAGCGCGUGUCAGUGAGACCAGGGAUGUUCUGGCCAAGCAGAAGUCCACCGUGCUGACGAUCCCCAAGCUCAUCAUCAAG